AUGGCGGCGGCGGCGGGGGGCGCGGCGCUGUGGCGGCGGCUGGCGGCCCUGGUGCCGCGGGGGCGGCUCGGCCUGGCCGCGCUGCUCGGCCGCCUCUCGGACCGCCUGUCCCGCGGCCGCGACCGCCGCUCGCGCAGAUCAUCAUGGCUGCUUCUAGCCCCAUUGCUCACCCCUCCUGUUCCUGUGAUCACAGCCCCCCCUUGCUCCCUUUGUCCAGAAGGAGCGCACAGGUUCCAGUGGAUCAGGAAUCUGGUUCCAGAAUUUGGGAUCUCCAGCUCUCAUGUGAAGGUUCUUUCAUCCCCAGCUGAAUUCUACGAACUCUUGAGGAUGCAGAUAAAAACAGCAAAACAGCGAGUGGUGAUGGCCUCACUAUACCUGGGAACAGGGCUCCUUGAACAGGAGCUGGUGGAUUGCUUAGAGGAAGCACUGGAAAAAUCACUGCAAGCAAAAGGAUCUUCUGACCUCAGAGUUUCCAUUCUUCUUGACUUCACCAGAGGGUCUCGAGGCAGGAAGAAUUCUCGAACAAUGCUAAUUCCAUUACUGCAGCGAUUCCCCAAGCAAGUCCGUGUAUCCCUCUUCCACACUCCAAACUUGCGUGGACUACUCAGGCUUCUGAUUCCAGAACGUUUUAAUGAGACUAUUGGGCUUCAGCACAUCAAGGUCUAUCUGUUUGAUGAUAAUGUGAUCCUAAGUGGUGCAAACCUGAGUGAUUUGUACUUCACCAAUCGUCAGGAUCGCUAUGUUCUCCUGCAGGACUCUCCUGAGAUUGCAGACUUCUUCACAGAACUAGUGGAUGCUAUCGGAGAUGUGUCUCUGCAAUUACAGGAGGAUGAUACAGUUCAGAUGAUGGAGGGGAUGGUGCAUCCAUACCAAGGAGACAAGAUGGCUUACUGUGAGAUAGCAAAUCAGAGAGUCAUGGAAGUGAUCAACUCUGCCAGGACGCGUCAAGAACUUCUCCAUGCAAAGACUUUCCACAGUAGCCAGGAAGACAGCCACUUGUUAUCCCAGCAAGACUCUGAAGCGUCUGGGGAUUUAAAACCAGAACAUGAUACCUGGAUUUAUCCUUUAAUCCAAAUGAAACCCUUUGGGAUUCAAAUAGAUGAGAUGGUCACAGAGACACUGCUGACAGAGGCUGAACGGGGUGCCAGGAUAUAUCUUACCACUGGCUACUUCAACCUGACACACACUUAUGUGGACCUCAUUCUAGGCACUAGGGCUGAGUAUCGGAUUCUUCUGGCCUCACCAGAGGUGAAUGGUUUUUUUGGUGCCAAAGGGGUGGCAGGUGCCAUUCCUGCUGCAUAUGUUUACAUUGAACAUCAAUUUUACAGUGAGGUCUGCUGCCUUCACCAGCAGGAGAGAGUUCAGCUGCAGGAGUACUCCAGGACUGGAUGGACUUUCCAUGCUAAAGGCCUCUGGCUAUACCUGGCAGGAAGCAAUCUUCCCUGCCUAACUCUGAUUGGCUCUCCGAACUUUGGGUAUCGAUCUGUUCAUCGUGACCUGGAAGCUCAGAUUGCAAUAGUGACAGAAAAUAAAGAUUUGCAGCAACAACUCCAUCAGGAGCAGGAGCAGCUUUAUCUCUGCUCAGGUGUAGUCUCAUCAUCAACAUUUGAACAGCCAAAUCGUUACGUGAAACUGUGGGUGAAGCUGGUAACACCUCUGAUUAAGAAUUUCUUUUGAAAGAAGAAAUGCUGCUGAUUUGGGUUAAAGGUCCAGACAUAGGUGGGACCUCGCAUCCGUGUCUUAUAGACAGGACAUUCAUAGAUGUUCUUGGUGUCCAUACGGUCCACAGGGAUGGCUCUGAUGAAGAUGACUGGCAUCAUAGGCGUCAACUCCUUCAACCGAGCAUCUGCGAUAACACCAGAGGGGAUGUCCCAUCGAGCACCUGCAAUAUUAUGAAAUUGUCAGUGUACCAGCUACCCAAUGGCUCUUUUCACUUGGAAAGGGCUGUUUUCAGUAGCUACUAAAGGGUGGGAAGGAGUUGAUCUGUAGCAGUACAGUUCCGGGAUGAAGUGUAUAAGUUAGGUAGCCAUGGCUUAGUACUCUUUAGGGCUAACAUGCUAUCGUCUCACUGUGACUCAUGAAUGCAUUUUGCCUUACUAAAUGUGGGAUGUCUAAAUAAAUUAUGAUCCCGCUCCUCCUCCACUCCAGAUUUGCAUGGAAGUUGCAUAGCUGAAAGUACAACUUGGCCACAAUGGGAACUUCAGUAAGCUAUCCUGUGUGGUCUCUGCUAUUACUUGCUUUAAUUGGACCUUCCUGGUGCUCUAUCUCGUUCCUCCUUGGUUUUUUAGCAGUGAUUAUUUUGGGUUUUAAGUUUCUCGAUUUAUCUUAUUCACACAUCAAAUAAAGGCAUAUCUGUUUACCGUUCCACGUAGCCUCAAACAACCCAAUCCUUAAGGUUCAUAUUUUGCAGUCUGAAUUUCAAAAAAACAUUUUCUAGUUUGUAAAACUCUGCUUCUAAAGUGGAUGAGUGCUGCCCUCAGGUGGUGUGUUUGACACUAGUAUGGAAUAAAGGCAGCUUCUACCUGAUGGGGGAUCUGAAUGGUGCCCAUAGUGGAAUCUGGGCAGUAAGUAGUCUUUGUGCUACACAGUAGCAGUUUAAAUGAAGGCUCAUCCAGACAUCUACAGAGAAGAAAUAGACUCUGAGCUGCUGUUGCAAUAUGCAGUAUGUUGUCAGAUUCAGACUUCUCAGUUCAAUUGUAGCUGGUGUAGUGUUUGGCAAAGAAGAAACUAGGGGAAGGGGAGAUACCAAAGCAGACAUGUUUUUGCAUGAAAACAAACCGAUUCAGAAACAGGAGAAAAGCUGAAAUCAGUGCUUUGCUAAAGACAAGAAGUAAUAAAUUAAGAGUCUAAUAGUUUGAAAAUUGGUCUCACUGCUUGGAGUUUUUGCACAUUCUGUUUAAAUCCCAAUUUAAUAAUUUAAUAAGUUAGUGGAUAUUACUGCUUGCUCCAUUUGCAAGAAUUUUUAAGGCUGAACUGGACUUUAUCUGUUCCUAAAACGUCUCAUAAAAGAUGCAGCCUUUUACCUUCCAUGAAUAGUCCAUGUACAUAUGAGCCUUCUCUGGGUGGAGCUGUCAUAUCCUCACGGUUUUUCUUGGUCACUUCCACUGAAAGACACAUCUUGUCCAGUGGCCAUUCAUUUUUUCUAGCCAUAGACUGCAUGAUAGCAGUGAGAAAAGACUGAGGAUUAAAGAAUCCUGCUAGCCACACUGUUGCAGGCAACACAAAGUCCGUUGUCCAGACUUCUAGUUCCUGCAAAAUAAAAUGGCAAAGCACUUUGGAGGAAAGCGUGGUCUUCAGGCAAUGGAAUGUGGCUUUGAAAUAUGAAGCGACAAACAGCCCUUCUUUCACUGUGCCUAAUAUACAAGUUUUGGAAAAUCUUCCAGAUGGGCAGACUAGUUUGUAAUGAGUGUCAGGUUCCACUGCAGCAGUGGAACUUCAACUGUUAAUCUGGAUUGCUGUACAUACUGCUAUUUAUUUUUUAACAAAGCCACAGUUUAAAUACAUGGCUUUAUUAUAUGUCUUUUUGCCUGAGACAUUUAAAGUUGUGAUUAGGUUAUCUAAUGUUUUCUUGAAACGGUGAUUUACUCUAACGGUGAACUGCUCUUUUCAGACUACUGCUUUAAUUGUUGUGGUAACAGGCCAUUUCAGGUACUUCAACCUGCAUAAGCUAAAUGAUGAAAAAUAAAACAGUUUACUACUCCUUACUCUGAUGGGGGUGAUUUCUAGUCUUCUAUGGCAUUCACUUGCUCCCUAGCAACUUAUACCCCCCUCCAAAAAAAAAAAAAAAAAAAAAAAAAAU
Molecule: messenger RNA, 3799 nt
Organism: Rhea pennata
Lineage: Eukaryota; Metazoa; Chordata; Aves; Rheiformes; Rheidae
Gene: PGS1
Product: phosphatidylglycerophosphate synthase 1
Exons: 10
Coding region: 1-1677 (558 amino acids)
Biological process (GO): cardiolipin biosynthetic process
Cellular component (GO): mitochondrion
Molecular function (GO): CDP-diacylglycerol-glycerol-3-phosphate 3-phosphatidyltransferase activity
Source: RefSeq, a predicted model, not a curated record